GAAGUACUUAAUGGCUGAGACGGAAGUGACGCCGAGGCGCGCUCGCCGCCUGAGGGAAGGCAGUUGUGGUUGCGGGAGGAUGCCGGUGGCGGUGAUGGCGGAGGGUGGUUUUGGCUUCAGGAAGCUGCUGGAGCAGUGCGAGACUCAGGAGCUGGAGGCCCCUGGAGGAAUCGCAACACCCCUUGUUUAUGGCCAACUUCUAGCUUUAUACCUGUUGCAUAAUGACAUGAACAAUGCACGGUACCUUUGGAAAAGAAUCCCUCCUGCAAUCAAAUCUGCAAAUGCUGAACUUGGCGCAGUUUGGUCAGUAGGACAAAGAAUCUGGCAAAGAGACUUCCCAGGAAUCUACACAACAAUCAGUGCACAUCAGUGGUCUGAGACUGUUCAACCAAUCAUGGAAGCACUUAAAGAUGCAACUAGGAGGCGAGCUUUUGGACUGGUUUCUCAGGCAUAUACCUCAAUAGUUGCAGAUGAUUUUGCAGCCUUUGUUGGGCUUCCUGUAGAAGAAGCUGUGAAAGGUGUAUUAGAGCAGGGCUGGCAAGCAGACUUCUCCACUCGUAUGGUAAUGCCUAAAAAGCCAGGUGUACUGGAAGCUUCCUUCAACAGAUUUAUUCCUUCAUCAGAACCUGCUCCGGUUCCACCAAUUCCAAAUGAACAGCAGUUGGCCAGAUUGACCGACUAUGUGGCUUUCCUUGAAAAUUGAUGAACCUGCUUCUCUGUCUAGAGCAACUUGGGAAUCCUGUGUACUGACAGUUCUAGAAAUCUAAGACUUAUUUUGUAUUUGUUAAAUGUUGCAACAUCCCCUUCUCAAAUAUGUAAAGUAUAAAGUGUAUGUUAUCCCAGUUUGUUUUGCCAAAGCCAAGCUAGCAAUUGAAACAAUCGUUUAACUUCUGUAAUACUUGUUCAGUAGGUACACAGCAGUAUUACACAGUUUUUUUACUGACUUGUAGCUAAGAGAUGCAGAACUUUUUUCAGGUGUAUCAGAAGUGGAGAAGAAAGUUUUGAGUAAUGAGGCAGGUUAACUGUAUUAGGGGGGUUAAUGUUACUUGGUUACAUGCUUCUGUGGUGAGCACUGCAGUGCAUACUGCAGAUCAGUUGCAUGUUCAUCUAAACUAGAAAGCAACAGAAUGCUUUACCCACAUCUGUAGAGAAUGUUUUGUUGAAACAGUAACAAAACAACUUACAGUAACUCUUCUGGAAGUCUUUGACAUUUUUCUUAUAGUUGAUCUUUUUUUUCCUUGUUGGUCUCUAUGGUUUAAAACUUCUUUCUUGUUUUGAUUGAGGAGAGAUUUCACAUUGGACGUAUUUUUAUGGCAGAAUGAUUGGAGUCCUUUAAGGAAAGGAAAGGUUCGCUUUGAGGAAUAAAUGUUUUACUUUUGAAGGUUUUAUUUUUGAGUACACAUAGGACACUAGGUAUUUGGCUUGGAAACCACGUACCUUCUUAAAGCCUGUCAUGUUGUGGUUCUUUCCGGUACAGUGAACCUGGAUCUACUACAAACAACUCUCACCUGCUUUUAAGCUUUCUGAAUUACUUCUGCAGUUACUGGAAAGGACUUUUAAUAUCAGAUACCUAAAUCAGAUAGAUUUCCCUGAGUAGAGAGGCCAGUCAGGGGAAGGAUAUUUUUGUGCUGCAAUGUCAGUUUGGGGAAUAAAUUUCCUAUACCAGAGCACUGCUGUGUUGAUCUUUGAGCUGGGAGUGGAUUUUAGAAACAAAAAGAUGAGUUGCAUUCCCGGGCUUUUUACCAUUCUUAUGGUGGUAAAGACUGUGGAGAAUAGUGGUGCUUUAAAGGGCAGUGCGUGCCGUCACUCACUUCUAAUCCCCCUUUUUCAACAUCAUAUUCAGUGGUUUAUUGUUGAAGAUGUCAGGUGUGCUCUGUUAUGAUUGUUUUUCCAGUGUGCACUACCUACUGUACAUUCUCUUGUUGGGGGAUGUGUUAGCAGAGAGGAAUUCUAAAUUGUGCACUGCUGCUUUGAGAGCUCCCUUUAUAUGUAAACAUUUAGUCAAAAUGAUUAUUUAUUUGAAACUAACCCCUAAGACCUGGAUUUCUAAAUAUGAUGCAAACUUAUCUUCAGUGAUAUUAAAGAACAUGUUUACACUGA
Molecule: messenger RNA, 2100 nt
Organism: Numida meleagris (helmeted guineafowl)
Lineage: Eukaryota; Metazoa; Chordata; Aves; Galliformes; Numididae
Gene: COPS8
Product: COP9 signalosome subunit 8
Exons: 8
Coding region: 11-703 (230 amino acids)
Biological process (GO): COP9 signalosome assembly; protein deneddylation
Cellular component (GO): COP9 signalosome
Source: RefSeq, a predicted model, not a curated record